GUUCUUUUUCUCUUCUUCAUUGUUCUUUGAGAUCUUACAUUCACGGACAUCGGAAAUGGAGGAAAGCUGCCGGAGUGACUCGCCACUGUCGUCGGAGAGUUGCAUAGACGUGUUGACUCGAUCGAACUCUGGGGAGUCUUCUUCUCUGAUAAUUGAGAAUUUCAAACAUGAUUUGGUUCAGGCUGGAAAUGUAACCACGGAUGAGUGCAUGGGAUGGACAAAUGAGAAGCACAACACAUUUCUUGAUUGUCUUGAAACAUCAUUUGUUAAGCAGUUGCACAGAUCAAUGGUCUUGCGUGCUGGCUGUGUGGAACUGAACAGGAGUUCCAGAAAUUUGUCUAAAAAGCUGUUCAACAAUGAUAUAGCUAAUAAGCAGUUCACUGCUUGGCAAGAUGGAUGUUGGAAGAUCAAUAUUGAGAGUGACCAACCUGAGCUAUUGGUCGGGCAGGGUGAUGAGUACCAUCACGUUGUGGAUCUCCAAUUAUGUUCUAGACUCUUUACUGAGGAAAAGCAAAGAAGAGAUAAGAGUACUUCAUCUCAUGGACUCGAAGAAAGAUCGAAUCUGCCCCUUCCCAUCCCUGCAGAACUUCAUAAAACAGUUAGCAGAAUUGCUGAAGGUUCAGGUCAGAAUUUUGUGGAUGAAGAUUUCGAAGAAAACUCGAGGAGCAAAAAGCUGAAGACAGCCAUGACAGAUACUGCAGACAAUGAGCAAAUUGUUCCAACCGGAAAAUUUAGAGUCCAGGAAUUGCUAACGCCAUGUUCCCACAGAAAGGAAUAAGUAAAUCAACCACAACCUUGUCCCAAGGUGAUGUGAAGUCUUUUUUUGAACGGCAGAUAAGGUGUAGUGCAAUGCCGGAGAAACAAUGCUUUACAAACACAAGCUGGUGCCUGUUUAAUGAAACGACAUUUGACAAGUUUGAAGGUGCUAAUUACAAAAGAUGAGUUUUGUUUUUCUGUAGAAAAAUGGGCCAGUUUUUAGCUAAUACAGUAGGGACUAGGAAAAGAAGCUAAAUCACAUCUGCAUAGAGUUUUUCUCCAUUGCAUUAAAUUUGUAAAUGACAUUUAGAGAAAGAUGUUAGGAUAUAAAGUUUGUGAA
This is a messenger RNA of Solanum stenotomum, 1096 nucleotides long. RefSeq names its product cold-regulated protein 28-like. NCBI's taxonomy places the organism in Eukaryota, Viridiplantae, Streptophyta, Magnoliopsida, Solanales, Solanaceae. Bases 56 to 778 code for a protein of 240 amino acids. The record is from RefSeq and is a predicted model, not a curated record. Gene Ontology annotation, biological process: regulation of circadian rhythm; response to cold. The transcript is spliced from 5 exons.